This is a messenger RNA of Melampsora larici-populina 98AG31, 468 nucleotides long. RefSeq lists its product as uncharacterized. Lineage: Eukaryota; Fungi; Basidiomycota; Pucciniomycetes; Pucciniales; Melampsoraceae. The transcript is spliced from 2 exons. Gene Ontology annotation, biological process: mitochondrial translation. The annotation marks the transcript as partial. Gene Ontology annotation, molecular function: structural constituent of ribosome; rRNA binding. The record is from RefSeq and is a predicted model, not a curated record. Gene Ontology annotation, cellular component: mitochondrial large ribosomal subunit; ribosome.
CAAAUCCGAUGUCGUGGUGAUCUAGCACCACGUAAAUUUAAAUAUCGAAAAGCAUUUAAAGGUCGAUUACCGAUACGAACAGGUGGUUCAACUGUAGCAACUACAUUAGAACAUGGAGAUUUUGGUCUUAGAGCACUUGAACCAUGUAGACUGAGUGCCAAAACACUUCAAUCUUGUGAAACGGCUAUUAAGAAAGCCAUCAAAUCGGCUAAAGGUGCAAAGUGUUAUUUGAGAGUGUUUCCUGAUUUACCGGUUUGUGUUAAAGGAAAUGAGACUAGGAUGGGUAAAGGAAAAGGUCCAUUUGAAUUCUGGGCUUGUCGUGUACCUGUUGGUAGAGUUUUGUUUGAAGUGGGAGGAGGUCGGAUUCAAAAGGAAUUAGCUUUUGCUGCACUUCAACAUGCCAAACCUCGUUUACCAAUCAAAACCGAAUUCAUCGAUCGUGAUUCGAAAGCUAGACUUGGAAAUCUU